Symbiodinium natans is the source of this 891-nucleotide messenger RNA. The record is from the annotation of a GenBank genome assembly. NCBI's taxonomy places the organism in Eukaryota, Dinophyceae, Suessiales, Symbiodiniaceae.
AUGAGUAGCUCGGAGUCAGAUGCAGAGGCACCUCUGUCAGAGAGCGGCCAAGAAAGCAAGCGUUCGACCUCCAGUUUGGGCUGCGGCUUUAUCGUGCUAGCUUUUGAAGAGUUUCUGGUCCUCAGUUUCAUCAUUGCAGUUUGUCGUCAAGAUCCAGACAAGUGGAAGAGCGUCCUUCUGCAGCUUGUCGCCAUCUUCGUGGUCCAUGUCGCCAUUCAAUAUUUCCUGAUCGAUCAAGAUGACCCAGUCAAUGUUGGCUUGGAGGCCAUAGAGGACGACUUGGAACAUCCCGACUUCGAACAACUUUUCGAUCAGUUGCAUAGUGCCGCGCCGAGAAUCGAGCACAUCGCAGUGGGCACGAAAAAGGGAGCAAAGUUUGUGGGUGGCGGCCAUAGGCUUAAUAAUCAAGUUCUGAACAAGCAAAGGGAGUCGCAAGUCUUCGCCUUCGCAAGCUGGCGAGAUGUGUCAGGCCCGGUAUCAGGUUAUGAUGACUAUCCAUUUGCUCAAGUGACGAUCACUGCAGAGUAUGAGUGCUUCGACGAGCCAACAGCUGCCAAAGCAUCCAUGGAGAAGCAGGCUGUUAUGGCGGAAUGUGUGCGAAAAGCCCCGAGUGGAACUUUAGGCUUCAAUGACUUCAGCAAGGUGACGUUGACUCCGAACAUGGGCGUAAAGCCGGUAGAAGGUAGCCAGGAUUAUGCCGUAACUCGCCCGGGCGAGAGCAUCCCUUGCUGGCUGUCCCUCAAGGUCUACAAGACCGGGUCGUAUCUCCUCCCAUUCUUCGGGACGUGCUAUCGGCUCCUUUUUGUGAACAAUGUCCCACACAUCCACUACAAAAUCGUCAAGCAGGUGUCGGUGUUGCGUCAAGCAGGUAAGGACUGGCGAGCUCCCUAG